This is a messenger RNA of Populus trichocarpa (black cottonwood), 542 nucleotides long. RefSeq lists its product as uncharacterized. The coding region runs from base 57 to 374 and encodes 105 amino acids. The transcript has a single exon. The record is from RefSeq and is a predicted model, not a curated record. Lineage: Eukaryota; Viridiplantae; Streptophyta; Magnoliopsida; Malpighiales; Salicaceae. Gene Ontology annotation, cellular component: nucleus; cytoplasm.
UCUUCUCCUCUCCUCUCCUCACAAGACGUAGCGUUCACUCGCCGAAAACCCAAAUCAUGUCAGAUACACUUCGAAGUGGUAACUCCGCCGCAGCACAGUCGCGUCCCAGCCGACUCCAGCGGAGGAGACCGGCGUCCUUGCAGAUCAGCCCGGCUUCUUCUUCUAGCUGGAACGCUGCGAUUCCUCUUCUUUCUCCGCUUAUCACGUCGCCUACUGCGAUGGAUAUGAAGUCUCGGGACGAUCCGCCCUCACCGCCGAGGAUUCAGGUAACGGAGGGGGAGAAGCCAGUGGUGUUCAAGAAGUGGCAGCAUCCGGCGGCUCCUUUUUGUUACGAGCUGGCUCCGUUUAAGCCAUCGUUUUUUGUGCCUGUAUAGAUUUAGAAACUGGAAUGGAUUUUGAUUAGUUAUCAGAUAAUAGAAGUUUUAGUUAGUUUAGGUUUUUUUUUUUUUUCUGGCAUCUAAUUAUACAAACAUCCUUGUUAAUAUCUUCCUAACAGCUUUUUGGGUUUAUUUUACACAACAAAGUAACGGUAUUGUGUAUAA